This is a messenger RNA of Protopolystoma xenopodis, 354 nucleotides long. The record is from the annotation of a GenBank genome assembly. NCBI's taxonomy places the organism in Eukaryota, Metazoa, Platyhelminthes, Monogenea, Polystomatidea, Polystomatidae.
AUGUGUUUUGCCACUGUCGGAUGGGCGUCUCAAGAACUGCGUCAACCGGAAUAUCCCGCUACAACUAAGCGACAGCCGAUCAGUCGUGUUCUCACGAGAUCUACCCACAUGAUCGCACUUUCACUUGCCGCCAAAGUCAGGUCAACCGUGACACACCAACUGACUUGUCCUACUUCAAUCAACUCCUCCUCACCAUUUACGACCUGGCCCGACUACAACUCUCACGCGAGAUCUACUGACAAUAUCGACGACCACUUUUUCGGCACAGAGCACAGGCCCACUUUGGGGUCCCGAUCGUGCUGGUGGUGCGCUAGACCUGGACACAGCAGUUCAGGACUUUUGAUGCGAAUAUGA